GACUGUUGCUCGCGUCUGCAUCUACCUGACCUGUUUGGACUGAAAACAAUUUCAACAUUGGAGUUGCAGGAAUAUAAUUGGAGUGUUUGCCUUCCAACAUGGGCCGCCAGAUAUUCCUGAUCGGGACACUGGCAGUCGCCACCUGCGUGUGCCUGUUCCCAGCGCUAGAUGGGAAGCCAUCACCGCAACGCCCUCAAGUGUUACGCAGGGGUUGCAUCCAGAUGCGUCUCGCACAAGACGGUGACCCGCAGCUGGACCUUCCGGACCUCCCCUCAGCGAUCCAGACCACCUUCGACCGGUUCUCCGAGUCGUGGUUACUCGGUAGAGAAAGCCAGAAGGAGAGGAUGCUGCAGGCCUCCGACGUUCAGACCCUCAUCGAAGAGUCCCUGCCGAAGCUGGCCUUGAUCGACGCCUACGGGGAGCUGGCCCACCAGGCAGCGUCGGCCUCCAAGACCUGGGGCGGCAUCGUCCGCAACGUGACCCUGGAAUACAGCCGCGGCCUGAUGCAGGACGCCUUGCGUAACUCUGAUCAACAGACCACCGUGAUGCCCGUACUGCCUGGUCCCGGAGGGAGACAGAAGCGAUCAUCGAUCACCCCGCCUCCGGCUUCAGAGGAAGUCACCUAUGGUUACCCCAGCUUUAGCGUCCCCCCGCUGAUGGAUUUCGACAUCUCCGAGCGAGCGGACCUCCUGAGAAAGCUGGCCUACUACGGCGUGCUGUUUUUCAAGGAGGAGACGACCCGGGUUGGAGAGGGAGCACCUACUACCGAGAGCAGCAGCGUGCCCCACGCGGCUCCCUUCGAGUCCUUUCUCGAUAGCUUGCUGGCAGCCCACAUCUCGGGCGUGAUGAAGCCUGUUGUCGCUGGUCCAGGAAUGUUUGGGAACGAUGGUGUUACCGGGGGACUCUUGGACGGCUGGACGGGUAUUUUCGGGAGCUUUAGUAGAGAUGAUCUCACGACCCACGAAACAACAACAGACUCCGGGGACAACAACCCGAUCGACUUCGACCCUACCGGCGGACUGCAGUUCGUCAGCCUGCUGCGGACCCUCCAGGGCCAAGUCCAGAGAUGGAUCGAAGAAGACAGCCCGGACCGACCCGCCUUGUACCAAGUCAACUGUUCGAUGGUCGGAGAAGACCGGUCCUCGUCCGUGGCCUGCCGAGUGUGCCCGCCAUCGGAGACAUCGGCCGACGCUGACCGAGUCAUCGACUCGCUCUCCUCGAAGCUGAUGGAGCCGUUCUCGCUCCUGAGGCUCGAGCUGCAGGAUGUUUCCGAGAGCAUCGAGGGACGAUACCGGGACUGGAUAGCUCGGAUGCGAAGACAAGAAAACGCAAACUAUUGGACUAUCGUCGGUGAGAGAGUGUUGGCUUGGAGGCUAGAGGUGGAAAGGGGGUGGAAAGGAGUCGAGGAGUGGGCGAGAGGACAUCACACAAUCACCGAAAACAGAGUGGGGUGUUGUUGCCUAUCUCUCUGGCCCGUUCAGGCACAGGAUAUUCGCACACCCAACGUGCUCCCGAUAGGCGACAAUGAUUGUUCCACAAGGGUUGGAGAGACCAUGGCACGGGUUAUCGAGGGAGCCGGGUUCCCGACUGCAGAGACCGAUUGGUUGGUGAAACUGGUGCAAGCCUGGACGAAGCUCAUCCAAAAGUCGGAGGUCUCCUGGACCGACCAAGUAAGGGCCGCUGUGGAGACAUCUAAGACAGACCUGAUGAAGAUCGGGGUCUACAAGCGCCUGUUCCAGCAGAUCAAACCCACACUCAACCGCAUGAAGAUGACCUUUCGCGCCUCCGCCGACACCACGAUGUUCGGCGAGGCUGAGCAGGUCGACCUGGCUCAGGAGUUCGAGAAGUUUGGGUUCUAUGGUUUAUUGAUGUACCCCCGCGCGGAGUUGCUCACUCAACUUCAAAUAGAAACCCGCAAUUGGCAGGCUCAGCCCUCACAGAGGGAGGCAAAUUUUGAGUUGUACCUGGCGAAGAUUUUUGCCCUUCUAGCCAAUCAGGUUUACGACGCGUUCCAGAUUACAGAUGCGAAUGGGGUUGGUUUUGCAGGCCGCACCAAUGGCACCGAUUACUCGUCGGCUGAGAUUGCAGCUCGCCAGAAAUUCAGCGAUACCAUUCAAUCUCCUAUUUCGGCCUUCGCUGAAAUCAAGAAGUUGGCAUUCAAUGGCACAUUUAAAGGCGAGCCUGGUUUCACCACCAUGUGCGUCGCUGACACGGGAGAGUGUCUCUUCUGCGGUAGCCAGGUUUUCAAAGCUCUCGCGACAGAAGGGGGUAUUAUGGAACAGCUAGAGUCCUACCACGACCUGAUGCUCAGUGCCGACCUCCUACUUGCAGAGUACCUCCAGUCCAUCGGAGACAAAAACCCCGCGACUACAGCCCCCGAGGAGGCAAACAACGGCAUGGGGUCAGCGACUACUACAAGCCACCCGACCACAGAAUCUCCGGUGAUGCAGAUCAUCCCCAAUCCGAUUUCCAUGGAGGUUCUCUCUCAGUCCUCAACCGACGGUAACCUGCAGUGCAAAACGCUGGGAUUUGAUCCAGACACUUGGCAGCCCGAUUUCAGUCAGAUUAUUUUCCCGGAAGACCUGAAGCUGCAGUUGGAAAAUCUGACCCUCACACACGACUGGUCGGCUACGGUUGCACAAGCAAAGGAGGCUCAACAAGAGCUUCAGGGUCUACUCUCGGGUAUCAUCCAACGAUCAUCUGUCAAGAUUUUCCGUCUUGAGGCUUAUGUCAGGUUUCUCCAACAAACUGUGUCGUUGUACAGGCAUGCUGCAAAUCUAAGGGCGCAGAUUGUACCACUUACGGCGGGCGUGCAAAGCCGACCCAUUGAAAUCACAGACGAUGACAUCUUUGGAAGCUUUCAGAAGGCCGCACUGAUCACUCUGCUUGUCACUGAUGACCCCACGUCGACGUCUGGUAUCGGUUCUUUUACUUCUUCUUCUUCUUCAGAAUUCGACACAUUCACCCUCAACGCAAUCGAGAAGAUACUUGAGCACUUUGAAGCAAUCUUUCUGCCUUCACCAGAUCAUAAUCUUAAGAUUCCCGAUAUAGCUGAAUACCUUCAAGGUGUAAAAGAAAGUCUAAAGGGUGCCACUGGAAACGUGUUGCAAACGAGCACUUGGUUGGUGUACAGUCAAUCUCAAUAUCAAGGCGACCUUUCAACAUUCGACAUCCAAUCGUGUGAAAGGCAAAGGAAACUGAAACAAUUCAUUUGCAACUUAUGCACGAACAGUGAUUCAGCAUCCCAACAAUUUGGCGAGAAUUUUGCUACCUAUGACAUAAUGAUCAGUCAAUACCAUCAGGUCUUAGAACAGACUGCACAGACGAUGUCAGAGGUGGUGCAUGCAUAUCUGGAGUCGAUCCGAGAUUCAAAUGGUGGAGUCGACCCAGCACCUACAACUCACGCCAGCACGUCAGAUGUCGAUCACACCACGGAGAGUCCGGGUCUGAUUCCACGACCGAUUUCCCUGUCGGCCCUUAGCGCCUCUGACCUUGGUGCCUGCCGGAGCGCGUCGUUCCUGGGCAACAACUGGGAGCUAGACGUGGCGGGAAUCCUCCCCGAGGUUCUGAGGGAGCAAGCGAUGAACCUCACCCGGGAUCGCGGCUGGGCGGAGAGGGUUUCAACGGCCAAGCAAUCCCGGCAGGACCUCCAGGCACUCCUGGGAGGGAUCAUCGAGCAGUCGUCGGACACGUUGGUCCGCGUGGAGGCCUACGACCGUUUCCUGAGCCAAACGCUGGCGAUGUUUGAACACGUUGCCGAAUUGCAGGCGAAGCUCACCCACUCGACCUUUACUGCUUCAGAGCCCAUCGAAGACAGUGUCUCACAGACCUUUCACAAGAUAGCGCUUGUUGCGGUUAUCCUGUACCAUGAAACCACCAGCUAUGAUGCAGCAGAUAAUGUUUAUACGACCAAGAGUUCUGAAUUUGACCCGUUCGUUGUCGGUGCCAUUGACAUGCUUCUCGGUUACGAUAUGGAAGGUCGAAUGCCAAGUGGGGGACACGACGCGGAUGUCGAAGGCCGUCCCGAUUUGGGGUCUUUCCUUAAGGAGAUCAAGAAUUUGCAGGCCGGCUAUUUGGAAGGCCUGAUGAAAAUGAUGGCUCGGGAUGAUCAAAGUCAAUAUCCUGGUGAGGACGGCUCUAGCUCUCCCUUCGAGGUUGACACCUGCAAAUACUCGUUCAGGACCCAAUCAAACACUUGCAGCAUUUGUGCCGAUCUUGCCAUUGCGUCCUACCAGUACGCCCAUGUCUUUAGUACCGUUGAUAGUUACGUAACGCAGUACCACGACACCUUGGAGAUGAAAGCCGCGGAGAUAUCCGAACAGGUGGAUGCCUAUCUGGAGGCCAACCCCACAACAGGUGUGGAUGGUGGGGACGGGAACCCACCGCAGCAGCAUGGACCCCAGUGCGCCACUACGACAUACGCUCCCGAGUGGAGGGUGGUUACCCAUGCGGACACAUUGGUCAGUGAACCCAUCCAGUGGCUAGUAGGCAACUUCAGCGAGAUUCUCUCGCAGAGUACCCAGCCAAUCCGCGAGUCACAUGAGGCAAUGCGGAAGAGAACCCUUCUACUUGAUGUGUUCAACACCGUGCUGCUCUACCAGUCCGUCGACCCGGUCAAGGUCUUCGUGGCUUCUUCACUGGUCGAUAACGUCAUGUACUCAGUAACGAGCACCUGGAUGGAGGUCUUGAAACUGGCGACUCCUAGUAGCGAUUCGAUAAUGACUGACGGUGAUGCUGCCAGGUCGGAUCCCUCAAUGGUAACCGGAGGGGGCUCGGUCAUGCCCCCGGCCGGUCUGGUCGCCAAUUUCGGGAUACCCGCCUCGCUGUUUUUCCUCAAACCUCAAACGGUAGAGCGUUUGCAAGCGAUUUACUCAGUCGAAUUGGCCGAGAUCUCUGAAAGUCCCGCCCUACAACUCCUUGAACAUCUCCACUCCGAUUACCCCGACCACCUCGAAAGCUACCUCUACACUCUCGCCCAAGAGGUGCUCUCUGCAUCCGACCGGCACCGCAUGGAGGACCCAAAGAUGUCCAUGAUCGACAAGGAAACCAGGUUUCUGUUCGAGGAGCUGUUCGGACAUCUCCAGAUGAGAGAGUACUUGGGCAUGGCUUUCCGAGCUGUUGAUGAAAUGUGGCAGAAGAUGGCUCAGUCUGGGCCGUCGUCCACCACCGACGCGCAGACGCCGGCUCACGUCACGGUGGAGUGCACCAGGUCGUCGCGCUUUAACCCCGUACCCGUGAACUGCUCUGUGUGCUGGAAGACCGAGGCAGAGACGCUGAUGCAAGAAGUCAAUGCAGCUGCUCGCCCGGCGAUGGAGGAGCUUCAAGCAUUCCUGGAGCAACGGUCCCGACGACUGAUGGCUUACAUCAUGCCAGCCGAACUAGUCUUCAAACGGAUAAGCAACCAUGUUUCGCUCUCCGCGGUGGUGGGUGUUUUUGGUGUGCGGGAUUUUUUGGGUGAGCUACCUCGGUGCGGUGUCUGGGAAGCAGAAUUUCGGAGGAACGGUGACUACGCAAUCGGCGAGGGACGCGGGAGUGCCAACGCCGGAGACGGUCGGCGGGGAAACGGUACGAGUUCCCCCGUCGGAGGCACUGGAGACGCGGGCAAGGAUGGUCCCGACGGUAGCGGCAAGGCUACGGUAACCGACGGGCAGGGAGUCACCCAGCAGGCGCCGUUCGGGGGCGACGACGGGGGUGGCACGGUCGCACCCAGCGGUGGGGGAGACACGGCAGGGGGAGACAAGGGUACCGGUGAGACUUCAACCCCCAUCCCUGGGGGAAGCGGGAACGGCAAUCCGUACAAAGAUGCUAGCGGAGAUCAUUCUACUCAAUCGCCUAUUGAUAAAGUUGACAACAGCACCCAAGCUUCGGACGCAAAGGAUGCCAAGCUUCAAAACUCGACACUGGCUUCCCCCACCCAGGGGCAACGAGAUGACAAAGAGGGUAGCAGCGUGGGCAAAACAGCAACCCAGGAAACUGUCCACCGGGGUGACAAGGGCGACAGUUUGGACGGGACGAUGCCUCAAGUUACCGCGCAGAAUGACGGCGACGGUAGCAACGCCGGUGUCACUCAUCAUCCACCGAAUCGCGGAGAGGAUGGGGUGAAUGGUGGCACCGAGAUUUUGGCCGAGACAGAGGCCCCGAUAACCGACCGGAACGAAGGGGGCGGUAGCAAUAUUGGCAUCACUUACCCACCGAAAGACCAACAGCAGGACGGGACAGAUAGUACCGGUCUCGAAGAAACGGUGACCCGUGAUGGUGGCCGGUACCCUCAAGACGGAAACUCUCUCGGCGGGACAGAAGCCCCGAUAACCGACCGGAACGAAGGGGGCGGUAGCAAUGUUGGCAUCACUUACCCACCGAAAGACCAACAACGGGACGGCACUGAUAGUACCGGUCUCGAAGAAACGGUGACCCGUGGUGGUGGCCAGUACCCUCAAGAUGGAAACUCUUUCGGCCGGACAGAAGCCCCGAUAACCGUCCGGAACGACGAAGAGAAUGGAAACCAUGCCGGUAUCACCUACCCUAAAUCUCCCACCGAUCACGCCGGGCCGACAACCCCAAGCGGCGACCGGAAUCAUCAAAAUGGUAAAGACGAUCCCGGCAUCAGGAAGGACGGGACGACUCCUUCGGACGAUCGUGUUGACGAUGAAGUCGCUACAACCGAAAGCAGUGAUGGCGAAGGACCACAUCGAGGAGAUGGUGUGACAGAGGAUGGAGGAGAUGGUGAAACACCCAACGAAGGAGGCGGCGUGACACGGGAGCCAGAUAAUGGUGAUGGAAGUCCGAGCAAAGGUGAUGUUACACAAGAGCCAGGAGACGGUGAAAGACCAGGCACCGAUGGGGAAACUCCAGGCGUCGUUGAUGCUACACGAGAACCAGUAGAUGGUGAAACUCCAGGCCCCGAUGGUGAAAGACCAGAUGGUGAAACUCCAGGCGUUGUUAAAGCGACACAAGAACCAGGAGAUGGGGAAACUCAAAGACCAGGCCCUGAUGGUGAAAGACCAGACGGUGAAACUCCAGGCGUUGUUAAAGCGACACAAGAACCAGGAGAUGGGGAAACUCGAAGACCAGGCCCUGAUGGUGAAAGACCAGAUGGUGAAACUCCAGGUGUUGUUAAAGCGACACAAGAACCAGGAGAUGGGGAAACUCAAAGACCAGGCCCUGAUGGUGAAAGACCAGACGGUGAAACUCCAGGCGUUGUUGAGGCUACACAAGAACCAGGAGAUAGGGAAACUCGAAGACCAGGCCCUGAUGGUGAAAGACCAGAUGGUGAAACUCCGGGCGUUGUUGAUGCUACACAAGACCCAGGAGAUGGUGACAGACCAGACCCUGAUGGUGAAAGACCAACCGUAGAAAUUCCCAAAGUUGUUGCCAUCGUCAGUGGACCCCACGAGAUACCCUUCUGCGGGAGUUUGCUUGUCCGUGGUAGCGCAUCCGUGGGUCCUAGUCUUACGUACACAUGGGCGAUAACUAGCAGCCAGGGCACUUCUGAAGCAUUGUCUGCUCGUCUCAAGACAAUCAACGAUAACAACUACUCGGACUUGAAGCUGGCCGGCGAACUGUUGACGGUCGGCGUUAUGUACACUGUCACGCUGACUGUCUCUGGGGGGAGGGCCAUGCCAAACACUGCCACGCACAAGGUGCGAAAACUGCCGGAGGCAGUCAUGAAGCCAGGCUUGGAGAUCCGGCACCGCAGACUGGGCGAUAACAAUGUCGUCUUGGCAUCGAAAAGAGUUGUCUUGGUGGCAGACGUCCAGUUCUACAGCAGCUGCAUUGAAUCGUCAAGCGUGGACUUCAUCUGGACGGUGACUGGGGCGAACGGUCAGAACAUCCCUGGCAUCGUCCCUGAUGUCAUCAAUCGCGGCGGCAGGAACCAGAGGUUCUGGGCCCACAAACUACCAGUUGGACAACCCAUCACCAUCUCUGUGGCUAUCCCUCCCAACGGGGAGACGGUGCUGGUACGCACGACCACGUCGAUCACCAUCACCGUGCAGCGGUCUGACCUGGUGGCAUCCAUCAAGGGCGGGAACAAGGUCACCGUCGGCCGAGACGCUGCAGAGAAGUUGUCGCUGGACGCCUCGGAGUCUUACGAUCCGGACAACGACGAGGCCAGACUCAGCUACAGCUGGUCCUGCACAGGGAACGGCGGAGAAAGUUCCGACUGCACUGGACUACCCUCUGCCCUGGACAAGCCUGUCCUGGAAGUGACCCCAAGUAGCCUGAGCGUCGGGUCGUACACCUUCGUUGUCACCGUGAGUCGGUCUCAGGGUGAGGGGGAGGCCACUGCAAGGGUGAUGGUGGAGGUUGACAAUGGGGAUCCCCCACAGAUGAAGCUGAGAGCACCCUUCAUGGGCAUGUUCAAGCCGUCCAGGCGCGUGGUCGUCAACGCCGGGAUCCGCAAAGCCGCGCUGGUGGAGAGCGUUGAGUGGCGCGUGCUGGGGGAAACGGUGCAGGGCGCCACCACGAGUAUCGUCAAAAAGCCGGACACCGUCACGGCCAGCUUCAGUCUCCCUGCAGGUGUUUUGUCAGCUGGUCGUGACUACACCAUCUCCGCUACUGCUAAGGAUAGCAAUGGUAACACGCUGACAUCAGGCGCUACGACCAUCACCAUUUACAAAGGCGUCACAGGAUGCGAGCUGCAACUUAUCAGCACAGAGUACCGAGUUUUUGAAAUCAUUGACAUCAAUGUCGUGGGCUGCAUGGGAGAAGGCCAGCUGAGCUACAAGGCAUUCGUGGCCCCCUCAGCCGAUUCCAAAAAACGUCAGGUACUGACGACGUCGGCCAGUGACCAGUCCAGGCUGAACCAAGACCGAGCCGUGGAAGUACCUGAUGCCGCGACAGUCGCCAUCAUAGUAAAGGUGUGUGACGAGACCCGCAGCUGCCAGGUUGUCUCUCAGGAGGGUAUAGCGCAGGUCAAGGAGGCUACGGAGCAAGGCAUUCAGGCAGUGAAGAACGCAAGAAUGGAAUCGGUCCAGAAAGGGGAUUUUGUCGGCGCCGUGCACCAGAACGGCAUGCUGGUCAAGUACGGUCCCGCAGACAGCACCGGCAGGCGUCGCCGGCGCGGCGCCUACGAAGAAGCCCGCGACAGGCACCAUGCGUUCUUCCUCAACGCCACGUCCGAUUUCCCCAACUUGGACGUCUCGCAGUGGGACUCCGUCGCGGUCGACUUGGAUUCUUUCCUCGUGGAAGAAAUGGAAGCUAAACUUGAUGCAGUGGACAACAUCCAGACGAUGUUAACUUCCUACCUGGAGCUGAAUCCGGAGGAGUUUGACGGGGAUGCAAGAGACAGCAUCUUGAAGAAGAUCGGAGAGGUGAUGAUGGAUCUGACACCAGACACGCAGGAGAGCAGGGACCUCAUCCGCAGAUGCAGGACAAUGAUAAGACAAAUCACCACACACGCUGGUCGUGGGCUGGCGGAGGGAGACAGCAUCACCACCCCGACGGGCCGCAGCACCGUGCACAUCAAGAGACUCACCCUGCAAGCCUCCCAAGCUAUCCAGGCUGGCACCACCAUGCUCAAGUUCCCUCCAUCCCUCGAACACAUCGGUACCAGCGUAACGCUGAACGUCGAGGAAUAUGACGACACUGAGGACUUCAACAGCGAAACCAGCAGGACACAACCGUUAUCUGGACCGAUACGCUCCAUCACCAUGCAGGACGAGAAUGGAGUCGCCUAUAAUGUUGUGGACAUACCGGAUCCCAUCGAGAUCACGUUCCCGCAGAUAGAUGGCAAACACAUCUGCCUGUACUACGACGAUGGCGACAAGAUGUGGAGUAAGAAGGGUCUGACGACAAAGCAAGCACGGGCGGGCGAUGCCGUGACCUGCCAGACCAGCCAUCUCACCGACUUUGCCAUUGCGGGCGACGUGAACAACGGAGGAGUGGUUGACCCAAAUAAAGGCACGAUAGUUCCUAUUGCUGGUCUGACAGUGGCAGCGGUGGCCGGAAUCAUCGUGGGCGUCCUGGCCUUGUUGGUCAUCGUCGUCCUCAUCGUGUUCAUGGUCCUCAAGGUCAGCAAGAACAAGAAAGUUAACCCCAAGGAUUAAGGCCCGGCCAGAUAAUCCCCGGAUUAUCAUAAUCCAAUCACUAGUAGAGGCUGGGUUAUGGUAAGAGCGUCCUGGAUAUGGGUUAUGGUAAGAGCGUCCUGGAUAAUGGUUUAUCAACUUGAGUUAAACCCUCACUUGUUAAUAACCGCUUUUGAAAAGUCCGGCAAAAAAAUUGACUUGAGCAGGGUUUGAACCUGCGACCUCCGGAUAACCGUUCCUGUGCUCUACUAACCGAGAUAUCCAGCCAUGAACUGGCGGUUCCCCAAUUUGUCAUUAUCUUUUUUCAAGGGUCGCUAGUCCGAAGCCAUAAACUUUUAAUGAACCACCAAGGGAAACUGACUAGGUGUCAAUAACUGGUAAGUUAACGAACUGGAUUAUUACUUAAUCCAACAAAAACGAAUAAAAAUCCGUCAUUAAAAUUGAAAAUGGAUUUCCUUAAUCCAGCUAACUUAGCCCCUGCCAUGUCAAUGUACUGUGAAGAAGAUGACAAUCAAAUUUUAUCCAAAAUUGAAUGAUUUUCGAGAUAAUUUAAUUCCAAACUUAAUUUUUACCGAUGUACAGUAUAAAGCGCCCUUUUUUGACAGUCUGUACCCAAUGAGCUCAGGGGUUGAGGGAAACUAGCUGAACUUGAUUCAUCUGAGUAUACAGUGUUUAUACGUCGGUGAAGGGCAAAACCUAAUUUGAUUUACAUCACCCCGACGCACAAUUCUAUCUUAUGAAUAAUUGAUUCGUCGUAAUAUUUUGAAAAAAAUUCCUACAAAUAAAUUUAGACCAUUGAUCAUGUUAAAAAGUUUUCACAUAUUUGUAUCUAGCUAAUAUGCCCCAUUGAUGAUCCCUUUCAAAGAACAACGAAAUCUCAUGCAAAGGAUCUAAUGUUUCACAGUCUUAAAUUUUAAAUCGUUUUGGAAGUAAAGUUGAAUUGUUUUUUUUGUGGACUUAGUGUUACAGUUUAGCAGUGAGAAAUGUGUGGAAAUGUUAAAAUUGAGCUGCAAAUCCUUUGCUCAUCCCUUUUUUUCCAAAAAAAAUAAUCAUGAAUUCCCACCAAGCCAGAAAAAAACCCAGCAAAUCUGAGAAUUAAUUUGUUUUAAUUUUUUUUUGAAAGGCCUACUUUGAUCCUUCAUAAUAAUCUGCAUAUUUAUUUUGUACAUUUUUAAAUUUGUAUACCCCAAAAAUACAAUCAAACCAAUUUUAAGGAACAAUUAAUGUUACAAUUUCACAAAAUAAAAGUCAUAGAUAAUCGAAUUUAAGUUAAAUUUCUAUUCACUUGACAGAUACUUUUUUAGUGUAGUCAUUCAGACUUUUCAAAAAUUGUUUCCAGUCUGUUUGUUAUACUAUUUUGUUUUUUAAAGAAAACAUCGUAAAAGUUAUUUUGUUUUGUUUUAUAGACACAAAAAUUAGGGCAGUCCGUUAGGUUCCAUAUGAGAUCUGUUACAAAAAAAGGUCCCCGUCCCACUUACAUCUUGGCAACAUUUCAUUUUCUAGUUCUGAAUUUUCAAAUCCAUGAAGCGUCAUCUUAAUUUGGGGAAAAUUAAGAUCAACAAAAAAACAUUCCUCACUCGAUGCACACACAGAUGUAAAGUUAAGAGCAUAGGAUAUGCAGCUUAGUAAUAACAAUAUUAAAACUUUGUGUUCUUUUUGCUCACAAAAUUAGUCGCACACAAUUUAAAAUUGCACUUCUAUGCACUUUUAUGCAUGAUUUUCACAAUUAAUAUGCUCACAUUACCUUCUACGCAAAUGCAUUAUAAAAAAUUACCCCAAAUUUUCUGAUAUGCAAAUUGUUCAUUCGACUUUUA
Messenger RNA from Patiria miniata (bat star), 11839 nucleotides. RefSeq lists its product as uncharacterized. The transcript is spliced from 25 exons. NCBI's taxonomy places the organism in Eukaryota, Metazoa, Echinodermata, Asteroidea, Valvatida, Asterinidae. Bases 99 to 10046 code for a protein of 3315 amino acids. The record is from RefSeq and is a predicted model, not a curated record.